AUGUUUUCGUCAUCUCGGGUCCAUAUUUUGUGCUUUAUCUUUAUUGAAAUAACCGCAGCAGCUACCGUUUUGCAGGAUUGCAUGGAUGGAGGUUACUGGACCGAGUGGAACCUCACGCAACCCUGCAAUUUUCGAUGCGGCUAUUGUGGUGUUGAGAAAUACGAAAGAACUUGUCUGACCAAGGGUUGCGCUUGCACCGGUAGCCCAACCAAAACCGUCCGUUGUAUCCAGCCGGGAACGCUGCUCGGCGUCCAGGGCUGCGUAGCGAAAGAGCACGAGGAUUUUUGUUGUGAGCCAUAUAUUAAAAUGGUGGCAGUCAGCCAAAAGGCGUACGUUUGCGCGACGUAUCGAGAAGCCAACAUGAACCAAUGUCCGAAAUAUGGAGUCUGGGGACCAUGGAACGAGACCUGCACUGCUACUUGUGGAAUGUGCGGACUUCCGAUAAGAAAUAGAACCUGCAUUUCGGAUAGCUACGGAUGCCCAUGCAGUCUCCGCAAUCCCCUACAACUCCCUGAUCGCUGCGGUUCACCGGCAUGCAAACUCGAUGCCUCCAUCAAACUCGACACCACAACCCUAUCGAUCCACGCCGAUACCUACUGCUGCAAGCCGUACGUGCCAGUUUUCAGUGCAGCUACUUCCGCUUAUGAGUGUCUCCUCCUCGAUGCUACAACCCCGGCAAAAGCU
Messenger RNA from Mesorhabditis spiculigera, 684 nucleotides. The record is from the annotation of a GenBank genome assembly. Lineage: Eukaryota; Metazoa; Nematoda; Chromadorea; Rhabditida; Rhabditidae.